GAGUUUCGCACUCGUCGGGCACAAACGAACUACAGUCGGUAGUGGCAAGAUGAAGGUGUCCGCGUUCGUACUCGAUGGCACAUGUGUCUUCUUCGCUGCGUCCCUUGCGGUGCUCGUGUGGUACUGCAUGGUGUCAGCCCAUUGGAUGGGACAGCGCGGGGACAUUGGAACCGCAGAGUACGUCCAAGGCAUCGGACUGUGGGCCAACUACACAGCCCGUCGUGGCGACGACUGGUUUGACCCGGGCAACUCGUUCUGGCUUCCCAUCCAACAAACGGCCGUGGAGUUUUAUCAGGGGCAAUGCGCGUCGUACCAGUACCCCGACUGCUCGCUUUUGGGAAGCGGGGAAUACCAAAAGCAACUCUGCCAAGUGUUGUCGGUGCAUUGCGGCACACCGCUUCUAACCAUUCAGCUCAUGAUGUCGUUGGCUGCGGGUUUGUCGAUCGUCGUGUUGCUGUGGGUUGUGGUCAUGGUUGCGUACAAACAUCGGACGAGCACGGAAGACUACGUCGUGGGCUUAUGCGUGUUCACCGCCAUCUUGCAAAUGGCCGUCGUGGGGUGCUGGUACCUGUUUGUGUAUACACCGAUCCUGAAAACCGCGUUUUACGCUGACCAACUGUCCCGAUGCCGAGACAACAGCAAAGGCCGCACGUGUUGGAGCAUCCAGGUGGCCCCGUAUGCGACACUGGUCGCCAGUGGUUUGUACUGCGCGUUGACGGUAGCGCUGACGUCCCUGAGUGGGCUCAAAGCCCGCCGCUACAAGGUUGUCGUGCAAGACCAUUGCCGCAAAGUCCUCGCGGACACGGACGCGCGCGCGAUGCGAGAGUCCACCGCGUCCACCGUCCGCGGAUCUGAAGACUCGGUCAUCUCGCGCGACUCGAUCGCUCCUGCGUCGUAAACGCUGGAUUGUUAACACGAUACUAUGAAACGUUGGAAUUGCAGGGGG
Molecule: messenger RNA, 946 nt
Organism: Aphanomyces astaci
Lineage: Eukaryota; Oomycota; Saprolegniomycetes; Saprolegniales; Verrucalvaceae
Exons: 5
Coding region: 50-898 (282 amino acids)
Source: RefSeq, a predicted model, not a curated record